Messenger RNA from Punica granatum (pomegranate), 2100 nucleotides. NCBI's taxonomy places the organism in Eukaryota, Viridiplantae, Streptophyta, Magnoliopsida, Myrtales, Lythraceae. The record is from RefSeq and is a predicted model, not a curated record.
UACCUAUAUCUCUUAUAUAUAUAUAUAUAUAUAGAUAUUUCCGUACGCUCUCUCCUCUUCUGCAACUGUGCCCUCCUCCUUCUUCUUCCAGCUUCCUCUUCUUCUUGAUAUACGAUCUCCCCGUCAAUGCGAACCCUCCACAUUCCCCAUUCCUCCUCGAGCAAUCGAUCGCUUUCCCCUCACCAAUGGAAAACGACGGCACCUCCUUGUCCCUCCCCGCGAACUUCGUGACCAUCAAGGACCUCCAGGAGCGGUGGCUCAAGCGGAGGCAGGAGCAGCAGCAGCAGCAGCAGCUCGAGGCCGAGAAGCAGGAAUCCGGGAAAGAUGAGGAGACGAAGCAGGCGCGGCAGCAACAACCGGAAUCGCGAUCGCGGUCCCAGCCGCCGCAUACCUCGGGGCACGUGCAGACCGACCGUGGUGCAGGGAAGCUAGGUCGCAUCGGGUGGGAACCACCCCGGGCUUAUUUCUCCCGUCUUGGUGGCAGUGGGAGGUGGUGGAGCGAUAAGGAGGGGAGGAUCAUUGCGAAGGCGGAGGAGAAUAGGGUGGGGACGGGAGCGGACGGGGCGGAGCUUUGCGAAACUAGUGGCUCGUCGCGGAAGGGCUUCAGGAAGAAGCCUGCCUCGAAGAGCCACAGCUUGGUUAACGAGAAUGCGGUGGAGGCGGAAGGUGCUGGAGUGGAUGGCCCGAGGGAGGAAGCGGAUGGAGAGAACUCUCCGUUGAUGAAGGCUGAGAAGGAUGAGUCUAGGCCUAAGAGCAAUGGCGCUCUGGGAGGGAAAGGGGUUAAGGAGGCAAUAGGAGGAACGCAAAAGCCAUCGAAGGGGACGCCCCGGCGGAGAGUCUCCUCAAGUAAGGGCGUCCAAGACAAGUUCAGGCCCGAAAGCAGCAGCUCACUUGUCGAGAAGGGGAUGGGGAAGGAGCAGAUGGAUGGUGUAGCGGACGUGCCGCCAGAGGAGGCGGCAAAAGAGGGUUCUUUUUCUAGGAAAAGCAGGCGGCCUUCGUCUAAGUCGAAAAGCAAGAGGGCAGUUGUGGAGAAUGGAGAGGUGGCUGCAGAGGAUGGGCAAGCACAGCCAGAGGGUGCUCCUGGAGAGGGUCCUUCAUCGAAGAAAGACAUGAGAGGUCGGUCUGGGUCGAAGAACAAGGGCAAGGUUGUGAAGAAUGGGUUUGCAGCGGCAGCAGGGGAUGGUGAAGCAGCGGCAGCAGGGGAUGGCGAAGCACCGGCAGAAGGGGCUGUUGGAGAGAGUGUUCCGUUGAGGAAGGACACGAGGGUUGAGUCUAGGUCGAAGAACAAAAACAUAGUCAAGGAGGAUCAAGUGGAGAUGGCAGAAGUUUCCUCCAGUGAAGGAAUCAAAGAUGGGAAUGGGACCGAGAACAGGAGCACGUUUGUGCAGUUGAAGAUGGCAGGUGGUGAUGGGCUGGUGCUGCCAGAGGAGGCAGCUAAAGAGAGUGCUCAGACAAGGAAGAGCGGGAAAAAGUGUUGGAAAAGUAAGAGCGAGAAGGAUGUAUCUGUGGGGAGCAAGUUAAUGGAGGUGGAAGCUGGCCAGGGAAUCAGGGAUGUGGUUGGUGUCAAUAUGGCACCUGAGGUUGAGUGGCGGCCCCGUCACAUGUCGACAGAGGAUAAUGAUCGGAAAGGGGAACUUGGUCGGCCUAUAAGGAUGGAAGAUCGCAGGUAUAGAAGGGAUUCUCAUGGGAGGUCUAAGGGGCGGAAGGAUGUGAGGAAGCAGAUAAGUUGUGAAACGGUUUGGGUGAAGAAAGGGGAGACUGCUACUGGUGGUGCAAGUCGGCAUUCAAGUGCCUCUCUGGAGUGGCUCGACUAGUAAUCUGCAUGAUUGGUUUGCAUGAAAAUCGUAUUCUAGGUCGAGAAGAGCUUGAAGUUAAUCGAGACUCUGGAGGCAUCACACCUUGAUGGUAGUUAGCACGCACACAGUUGUUCUUAGAACAUGUGGAUUGUUUGUAAAUGCAAAAUUAGCCAUGCCUUAAUAUUAUCAUUAGACUGUCCGGAUAUAUAUUGGUAUUUUCGCUUCCUUUGAAAUGACGAAGGAAUUGGAAAUAUUCUUUUGAUGUUUAACUUUCUGUAUAAAGCUUUUAAUCAUUUUAUCCUCA